GCCGCAGUAUUAUCAUCGAACUAAAAAUGACGUGGGACUCGGUUCUACAACUUGCGACAGAAAAUGAAUCAAAAACGGCAUUUGAAGCGAUUGACAUUCUUCUGAAAUUUUGUAAAAAUAUCAUUAAGAACCCCUCCGAAGAAAAAUAUCGAAGGAUUCGACUAAAAAACCCUAUUAUUGAGAGCAAACUACUUCCUGUUUCUGGUGCUAUGGAGUGUUUAUUUGAUAUGGGGUUUCUUGAGGAUGGCGAAUUUCUGACGAUGCCUCUGAAUUGUAGUUUAUCUGUGUUGACUGUGAUACGUAAUGAAUUAACAGAAGUGAAAGAUGCCCUUCGUGAAUCUGAUAACCUGGAAACAGUUCCGUUAGUUCCACUUGUUUCAGCUCCGAACACUCCACAGACAGCAUCGACCAUUCCGCAGGCAGCACCAACUCGACCAGCUCCACCCACAAAUAUUAUAAUGUCUGAAGCUAAAUUUUAUUCUAAGUUAGACAACAGUUUACAGCAUGUGUUGAUGUAUGAAAACUCGAGCCUUCAAGAUAAAGCCAGAUCCGUUAUACCUAUAGAGACAUUACAGAAGGAAGCUACACAGAAACUAGAGACCAUACUAUCAGCUGAUAGAUCUCAACAAAUAGAUAUUCAAGAUUGUCUUCUCCUGUGUUUGUUGGAUUGGUUUAAAACAUCGUUCUUCUCGUGGGUCGAUUCUCUAGCUUGUGAAAGAUGUACUGGACCAACUACUAAUAAUGGAAUGUUGCCACCAAAUUCUGAUGAUGAGAGAUGGCAGGCUGGGCGUGUUGAAUCGCAUCGGUGUAAUGUAUGUGCUUCAAUAACCAGAUUUCCACGAUAUAACCACCCUGGCAAGUUGUUGGAAACUAGACGAGGACGAUGUGGAGAGUGGGCGAACUGUUUUACGUUAUGUUGCCGAGCUCUUGGCUUUGAGGCUAGAUACGUUCUGGAUUGGACAGAUCAUGUGUGGACCGAAGUUUAUUCUCAAAGUCAACAAAGAUGGCUGCAUUGCGAUCCGUGUGAGAACGUCUGUGAUAAACCGUUAUCAUAUGAAGCCGGUUGGGGGAAAGCGUUAACUUACGUUAUCGCCUUCUCGAAAGACGAAAUCAUGGAUGUCACUUGGAGAUAUUCCGCAAAGCAUGCUGAGGUUCGAUCUAGACGUAACGAGUGUCGGGAAGAUUGGUUAGUUAGCACAAUUUAUAAAAUCAAUAAAAAUAAACGAUCAGCUAUGGCCCCGGCCAGACAAAAAGUAAUGCUGAAUAGAACAAUAGUGGAAUUGGUGGAGUUUUUAACCGUGAAGACGGCUGAUAACUUAGAACUAUCUGGUCGAACUACGGGCUCGUUGGCAUGGCGAUUGGCUCGAGGUGAAACUGGUGGUGGUAUGAGUAAUGAACCGUUUAUAUUUACGUUAAGCGAAAGAGAGAAACAAUUGAAGAAAGUUCACGUUAAAUAUAACUGUCCAAAAAAUCAUUAUGUUCGUAUUUCGAAUAACAAUGAAGAGAAAAAAGACUGGUCGAGUUUAUGUUUUCAGUCUACGUCGUUAGCACGUAAAGAGGAAAAAGAAUGGAAGAUGGUGUAUAUAGCAAGAGCCGAGGGUUCGGAAAAUGCGUCUGUUUCCUGGAAGUUUGACUUCAGUGAGAGUACUCUAAAGAUAGAUAAAGUUAUAAUAAAAGCUGAAUCGUGUGUUUAUGAGAAUGGUGUAAUAACAUGGAAGAUAUGUGGUGAUGAUCAGUGUAUUAUGCUCAAUGGUAAAGACUUGAAUUUGCCUACACCUGUAGAUGUUAAAGGUAGUAGUAGUUUAACUAUAACAGGUAGUUUAACGAAAGGUAUUGGUAACGUAGCCUGGCAGCAUACUCAACUAUUCCGACAAUCAUCAACUGACUUUAACAACUUUCCUUUUGAAAUAGAAAUAUAUUUAAUGUAAUCGGAUUAAAACACAGAUCCUA
Patella vulgata (common limpet) is the source of this 1950-nucleotide messenger RNA. Its product is annotated as peptide-N(4)-(N-acetyl-beta-glucosaminyl)asparagine amidase. The record is from RefSeq and is a predicted model, not a curated record. Gene Ontology annotation, molecular function: peptide-N4-(N-acetyl-beta-glucosaminyl)asparagine amidase activity. Gene Ontology annotation, cellular component: cytoplasm; nucleus; cytosol. The transcript has 6 exons. Gene Ontology annotation, biological process: protein quality control for misfolded or incompletely synthesized proteins; protein deglycosylation; glycoprotein catabolic process. Bases 27 to 1928 code for a protein of 633 amino acids. Lineage: Eukaryota; Metazoa; Mollusca; Gastropoda; Patellidae.